Molecule: messenger RNA, 4552 nt
Organism: Coregonus sp. 'balchen'
Lineage: Eukaryota; Metazoa; Chordata; Actinopteri; Salmoniformes; Salmonidae
Source: the annotation of a GenBank genome assembly
GUCGAUCUUGACGGGACUCUUCGCUCCGACAUCGGGGACCGCUCUAAUAAAUGGUUACGAUGUCCGCACGGACAUGGACACCAUUAGGAAGCGUCUGGGAAUGUGCCCUCAGCACAACGUCUUGUUCAAUGAGUAAGUUGCAUUCAACAGGUGGAUCGAUGUUGUUCAAUCGCCUCUUCAAUCACCUCUCAAUAUCCCAGCGGGCAAAACUGGUUGUAAUGACGUCACUAUGUCAUGGUCAGGUUGUAUACUGGUUGUAUAAGGGACAGUUCGAAAUGUACUGGGGGUGGGGUCUGGUCCAACUCGAGGUGUCAUAAAAAAAAAUGCAUCCCCCUCCCCAACGUAAAAUGUAUUUUCACAUGACCCUCCCCUUGUACUGUAGUGUCAGUAUUACUCAUGAAACAUGAGUCACAGGCUGCCAUUGUUGGAUAUGUCCUCUCAUAACCGGGUUCUCUUCCAUUUUCCCCUCUGCUGAGUGAUCACCUGUGAUCUCCGAUGCCUCACGUCUCUUACAUCAUGAUUAUGACUGAGUACCGGCGAAUUAUGGCCAUUAAUAUUUAUCCCAACAGAACUGAAGUGUCUAUAUUUAAACUGGGGCUCUCAAUAUUCAUGCAAACGGGAGGUAGACACUAAAACGUACGCACAGAUAUGCCCGCCGGCAUGGCAGUCAAGAUGAUUCCAUAGAAGUUUGUGACAUGUUAUGAAUGGAGUCGGCUCGCUGGAGUGGAAUCAGUGGUGUCAGAGUUGUGUGGAUUGUAUUAACGUGACAGAUUGAGAGUUGAUGAUGGUGCUUAUUAGGCGCUAAUAAGUCAUCUAUGAAUCAUGAAGGACCAUAUAAAAUUGGGUAAUUAAGAUCUUGUUAGAGGAGUCCAAGUUCAUUUGAAGCCUAGUUCAGGAGAGACUAUCCCGUGUAACUUGAAGUACACUGAAAUAACAUACAUAGUCAAACUUUUUCAAUUAUUAUAGUCACUUGAGUCUGGAAAUGCAGAAAAUAUUGGAUCCACUUUUUGUACAUUGGACAAAAAAAUUGUAUUUUGUGUCGAUUCUGUGCCUAAUUCCACACACUUGUAUUUGGUAUUCAUUCUGCUGUUGAUAAAUCAAAUAAUUGUUUCUUAAUUGUAUUUCUGAUUCUUAGCCUUACAGUGGAGGAGCACAUAUACUUCUACGCCAGAUUAAAGGGACGAAGCCGUGAUGAAGUGGAAACGGAGAUGGACCAGAUGAUCAAGGAUGUCGGGCUGCCGCACAAACGCAAGGAACUUGCCAAGAACCUGUCAGGUGGGUGUGUGUGUGCGCGUGCAAAUAUUUGUGUUCUUGGGAUCUAUAUGUAUCGUGGGAUUACAAUCAUGCACAAAUGUAGCUUUUAUUCAAUUUUCAAUAAGUAGCUCUCUCCCCCAGCCACCACUUGUCAAACCGCGUGUAUGUACGUGCCUGUGUGUGCGCGGGCGUGUGUGUGACUGUGGAAAUGCACCUCUGAAUGUGUGUUCAGGUGUAUAAUCCAUUGUCUGGGGAGCAACAAAUAUCCUUGAUAAAUUGGUUCCAGUCAUGGGUUGCAUGUGAACAAAAUCACUGAAAUAUGACUUUCAAGGUACAUCUAGUCAGAUACUUCCACAACACAGGACACAUUCACAACAGCUCCCAGAGUGUCCUGUCUUGUGUGUCAUCGUCUUAUGCAGCUUUCUGUCAUAUAUACAUUUGACGCUGCACAAAAGACAAUAAAACAUGCUCACAGACUCUCUGACACAUGCACACAUACAUGCACACACACAUGCACAGUCUUACAUCAAAACAUAUGGAUUCCUCAUAACCAUGUACAGACCAUUGCAUUGCACAAUAUCUCAUAUCUACUGCUGAGAUGUCUAUGAUAAAAUAAGGUUUCUUCACCAUUUGUGUAUCGGCUUGUUAUAAGGGCUCUGUACAUGUCAAUACAUGGAAGGUGUGAUAUUCACACUGGCAAUAACACUAUAGCUAUCAAUAGUAGAAAUGUUAUACUUAUCUGUUUCAUGUGCUUGUUGUUCUAUCUGUAACAAAAUGUCAAACGGACCAUUAGCCAGGGGCGGUGUGUUCAUUAGGGCGAUAUGGGCGACGCACUGCCAAACGGGAAAAGGAAGGGAUUUUUUUUCUAAUCAAUUAUAUCACGGCAACAGUAGUUAUCAGUGUUCUAAUCUAGACGUCUGAUCUGCCACUAAAUGUCCAAUCAGGCUAAAGUCGUGCUUCAAAUGGCCCCGCCCCUUUUGGGGCGAUUUCAGUCAGGUUGAAAAUCGUCCCAGAAGUCUCUCAUAGACUCUCAUGUAAAAUCUUUUUUUUUUCAAAUAUCAGAGCUUCAAUACAAUCUCUAUGGGUUCCGGGAGGGCUUGCACUUACGCGCUUUCAUCAUACGUAACAUAAGUAACCAUGAACAUAACUAAGAAAAGAGCGGGUAGCAGCUUCAAUCAAUUCACGUACUACUGUCAAGAUGGCUAGCUUUCCGAGGCAAAGAUGAAACUGAGGGCUCCACCAACCCUGGUAUUUUUCUUGGACUUGUCAACUUUGUGGCACAAUUAGAUGAGGUGUUUGAUGACCAUCUUAAAAAUGCUAAAGUUUUCAAGGGCACAUCAAAGACCAUUCAAAACGAGCUACUGGAGUGUAUGCUAGCGGUCAUGAGGGAACAUAUUGUGGAGGAGGUGAAGUCGGCGAACUUCGUAGCUAUCCAAGCUGACGAGACCACGGACGUUUCUACACAGACACAGCUGGUGCUUGUGCUGAGGUACAUAGAUAGCAACCACAAAGUGCAGGAGCGCUUUUUUGAGUUCCUUCCCAUCUCGGAAUCAACCUCAGUCUCAAUCGCCAGUGUGCUUUUGGAGAGACUGAACGGUCUUUUUGCCGACGACGAGAAAGUCAAACUCAUUGCGCAAGCUUACGAUGGAGCCAGUGUGAUGAGGGGAGAGAAGGCUGGUGUGCAGCAAAAGGUGCGUGAGCAUUUAAAGAAUGCCCAUUACGUGCAUUGCUAUGCGCAUCAGCUGAAUUUGAUCAUGCAGCAAGCUACUUCUCGCAUCAAAAAAGUAACUAGUAAACUAGUCCUCAGCAUGCCUGAUUUCAAAGAGAAAGUCAUUGACUGCUUUGCUGCAUUGAAAGAGAGAAGAGAACAGUUUCAGUACAAGUAAUGUAGCCUCUCUCUCUCUUUGUCCCUCCCUGUCUGUCUCUUUAACACACACACGCCCAAAUCAGUUCACAGUUGAUGUUGUUUAAAAUAGUUAUUUUUCAUUUAAAAAAAAGUAAAAAAUAAAUAAAAUCUGUUCAUGUUCAUUUUUACAAAUCUAUACAAAUGGCCAGAAUAUGGUUGUUCAUAUUUACAAAUCUAUACAAUUGGCCAGAAUAUGGUUGUUCAUUUUUACAAAGCCAUACAGAUAGCUGUGUUUACCUUUUCUAGAAAUUAUUUUCAAAUUCUGUUUUCAGGCAAAAUGUCUAUCACUGUUCAUUUUCACAAAUCUAUACAAGAGGGCAGAAUAUGGAAGUCUAUAAAAAUGUCUUAUUACCAAUAACUUGCAUCAAUGUUUUCAGUAGCCUCUAUCAAAAGCUCCUGCUUGCUUGUUGUGAAUUAUGCUCAGGUGCACAUAUUUCCAAUUCAACCAUGAGGCCUUUUUGAAGCAAGUAAUGUGUAUAUCAGUAUUGACUUAUAUGCUGCCCCUGUCUUCAUGUUGUUGCUGGACAUAUCUUUUUUUAAAUGUGUGUAGGUCACCUAAAUCAUCAGAAAAAUUGCCCCCCCUGAGAAUUUUUUCAGGAGCCGCCACUGCCAUUAGCUACAUACCUAGCCAUUCUAUGACACAGUAUUUUCCUAUCCUUAUUGAGAAAGAACCCUGGUGGUUUUGAUUUCAACCAAAAACGUAACCUUUAUGAAAGGAAAAAACGGAUAAACUGUAAAUGUUUUCAUGACCAACACUCAAACACAGUAAAGGAAGAAAUUGAUCAGAAUGAACAGUGAUAUAUGCUUUUUAAAUGUCAAAAUCGAUCAGGCCUUUGGUAAAUUCUAGUUUUAAUUUCAGUCUGUGGGUUCUCGUUCCUUCCCUGUAUUGAUCAAUAAGGUCAUUGAUUAGCUAGGAAGUCUACACACCUGGUUUUCAGGUCUAAAUCAGACUCUCAUUUAAAGGAAUGGAAAGAACCUGCAGAGGUCGAUUUGGAAUUGGGCCUGUAUGUUCUCUGAAGGGCACAUGAAGUCCUACCUUAUAGGUACCUAUUACCCUAUACCUAUCAAAUGCUUUAAGAUCCACACAGGUGCUAGGGUGUAGGGGUCAGGGGUCGAUUUGGAAUAGGGGAUGUGUUUCCUUUGAAGGGAGCAGGAAGUGUGUCCUUUGAAGGGGGAAGAAAAUGUAUCCUUUGAAGGGGGCAGAAAGUGUGUCCUUUGAAGGGGGCAGAAAGUGACCAUACGUAAACUGUAUCCUCAGGGGGAAUGCAGAGGAAACUGUCGGUGGCCAUCGCAUUCGUGGGAGGAUCCAACAUCAUCAUCCUGGAUGAACCCACAGCAGGGGUGGACCCGUACGCCCGGAGGGGGAUAUGGGAACUACUGUUGAAGUACAAA